AUGGAGGUCGAAGAAGGGGCGUCCGGAGAGCGGCGCCGCAGCGGCAAGUGCCCCGGAGACAGCCGGAGGGGCUCCGGCCGGGGCCCCCCAGCUCCGCUAGACUCGCGGCGCCAGGCGAUCCCGCUCGGCUGCCGAGUGGUGGAAUGCCGGGGAGGCAUCGUGGACAGCAUGCAACGAUUUACAAACUUGCCGGUAUACCUCCCUGCGAGUUACCGCAUCUCCGGUGCUGACGGUUCCUUCUUCCUCAAAGAAACCAACCAGGAUAUCAUGAGGAAUGCGAGCUUGCAAUCCCGAACGGAGCCUUUCCUUGUCUACAGAGCCACCAGCCUGCCUGUACUAAACGCGACUUAUGGCCCGUUUACCGUGGCGCAAACGGUGCCGCCGCACCUCCUGCUGACAUCUGCACUGUUCAGUUUCGCCGACCAGUUCACGUUGAAUUGGAAGUUGCAACCGCGCGUCAUCGACAGCGCCAUAUAUUCCAACAGGCCAAAGGUGCAAGCGUUGUUCCACGUGGCCGGCAGAGAUUGGGAAGACUACGAUCCUGCCGAGAUCUUGCCCUGUGUCCGGAUGAUGGCCUUCCGGGAGGAGCGAGUCGCUGUCGGCAGUUGUCGGUUGAAAGGUCAUCUGGGGGUGUGCGUUGCAGAGGUGGAGUUUUCCCCGAGCUGGUUCAACUCUGCGUUGGCGUCUCCACCGCCACCACUGGAUGCAGAGGACGAGCAGGUGGUGGACUCUUCAGAGGGCAUCACUGUGGAACUUUUCUAUUGGGUGUACGCAGAGGAGGGGGAGUGUUCUUCCAAAGACCAAAACCUGGAAAGUUUUCUUCACCCAGAAGGCCAAGAGGAGGCACGGAUGCCUUUGGUGUCAAUGGAGAGGAUCGGGAAUGUUAUUCUUUACCCAACUCUAGACAAGCUCAAGAAAUCCUUGCUGAAUCUUGAUGGGAACCUGGUGAUCUGCUUACCACUCAGCCCGGUCAAGGAAGGAGACCUUGUCAUGUUUCUUGUGUCUCUCACCAGUGGCUCUCUAGCCGAUCAGUUUACACUAAGAAUUAAGGCUGCCCCCGGUGUGAAGAUCGUAGACAUCCGAGUCAGUGAACCGGACCAGUGGGGAGUACAACAAGAUGUCGACAAUGGAAGGACUCAGACCACCGCUACCAUUGUGUGUGAGCGCAUCGAUCCCAACACAGAGAACAGGGGAAAUGUCUCCUCAUAUGAAAUCUUGCAGAUGGACUUUGAAAUUGACAAUAGCAGCGGGCUGGUGGGCGCCCAGCAAAUCACCUGGCAGGUAGAAUACCCUCGAGAUGAGGCUGUGAGUGAGAUGGUAGUCUCUGAGAUCUUCGUCAGCCAAGCCACCUUUGCAGGAAUCGUUCCACUUGCAAUGGACACUGAAGUCCUUAACACGGCCAUUCUGACAGGGAAGCCGGUCUCUGUCCCAGUAAAAGUGGUUGCUGUGGAGGAAGAUGGAUCAGUGAGAGAUGUGUCUGGUUCCACUGAAUGCAAGUCAGCAGAUGAAGAUGUCAUAAAGGUUUCUGACAACUGUGAUGCCAUCUUUGUUAACGGGAAGGAAAUGAAAAGCAAAGUGGGCACCAUUGUGAACUUCACGUACCAGCAUUUUACCACCCAGCUCGAAAUCACCGUAUGGGUUCCACGGCUUCCUCUGCAAAUAGAGAUCUCAGACACAGAGUUGAGCCAGAUCAAGGGCUGGAGGAUCCCUGUCACUUCCAACAAAAGGCCUACCCGUGACAGCGACGAGGAAGAGGAUGAUGAGAAGAAAGGCCGGGGUUGCACCCUCCAGUACCAGCAUGCCAUGGUGCGUGUCCUCACCCAGUUUGUUGCCGAAUCGUCUGAUUCGGGAGGCCAGCUGACCUACAUGAUUGGCUCUGAGUGGCAGUUCGACAUCACGGACCUCGUGGCUGACUUCAUGAAGGUGGAAGAAUCCAAAGUUGCCAAGCUACAAGAAGGCCGGGUUCUGAUUGGGCGGGAGCAAGGAAUUACAACCGUUCAGGUCCUUUCCCCUCUCUCUGAUUCCAUUUUGGCUGAGAAGACAGUGAUCGUCCUGGAGGACAGGGUGACCAUUACCGACCUCGGCGUGCAGCUUGUGGCAGGCUUGUCCCUCUCGCUCCAGACAAGUAAAGGGAAUAGGAGGGUGAUUGUUGCGACGGCAUCGGCAUCAGAUAUUCUUCAUUCACCAAAACAGGAAGCUGUGGUCAGUGCUUGGGUUUUGUUCAGCGAUGGCACCGUAACGCCCUUGGAUAUCUACGAUAUGAAAGACUUCUCUCUCACCAUCACAUCGCUGGAUGAGAUGGUGGUGUCCGUCCACCAAAGCCAGGAGGACGACUGGCCCAUGGUGGUGGCGGAAGGCGAAGGUCAUGGGCCGCUCGUCAAAAUCGAAAUGGUGAUCAGUGAGCCUUGCCAGAAAUCAAAGCGGAAGAGCAGCUUGGCCGUCGGGAAAGGAAGCGUCAAGGUCAAGUUUGGCCAGAAAGAUGCCGACCACAAAGGGGAUACCAACAAUGUGGAAGAUGCCGAGAAUGGUUUUAAAAGCCAUGGGGGCAAUUCCGUAGAGAAGUCGUUGGAGCAAGAGAGAUCGGGGCAAGACUGGCCCAAGCAUGGAGCUUCCAUGAAUCAUGAAGAGGUGACCAACCAAAGCACAACUUCCAAGCCUCCCAUCCAGCAGAAAAACACUCUUGGGGAUGGUCAGCUCCAUAAUGGUCCAACCUCCUUUACCAGCUUUCCCAUGCAAGUUGACGUUCCUGGGCGGAAUAACCCCAGUGAUCUCACCUUGGCUUCCAGGGGUUUGACGGACCUCGAGAUUGGCAUGUACGCUCUCCUGUGCGUCUUCUGCUUAGCCAUCUUGGUCUUCUUAAUCAACUGCGUGGCAUUUGCUUGGAAGUACAGGCACAAACGGUUCUCCGUCAGUGAGCAAGGCAACAUCCCACACUCCCAUGACUGGGUGUGGCUCGGAAACGAGGUGGAACUCCUGGAGAACCCAGUGGACAUCUCGCUCCCCUCGGAGGAGUGCACGACCAUGAUAGACCGAGGGAUGCAUUUUGAGGAGAGCAAUUUCCUCCUCAAUGGGAGCUCUCAGAAGAACUUCCACAACCAGAUCCUUCGGUCGGCUGACUACGCGUGUGAGAAAGAUCUCAAAAAUGAACACACCAACCCUCCCGGACCCAAGCGGAAAAGAGUCAAAUUCACAUCCUACACCACGAUCCUGCCAGAGGAUGGUGGGCCAUAUACCAACUCCAUUCUCUUUGACAGUGACGAUAAUAUCAAAUGGGUAUGCCAAGACAUGAAUUUAGGGGAUUCCCAGGAACUUAGAGACUAUAUGGAAAGGCUGCAAGACAAUAUGUAAAACACACACA
Elgaria multicarinata webbii is the source of this 3358-nucleotide messenger RNA. It is a transcript of the gene TMEM132B, whose product is annotated as transmembrane protein 132B. NCBI's taxonomy places the organism in Eukaryota, Metazoa, Chordata, Lepidosauria, Squamata, Anguidae. The transcript is spliced from 9 exons. The record is from RefSeq and is a predicted model, not a curated record. Bases 1 to 3348 code for a protein of 1115 amino acids.